AUGCGCGCCUACCUUUACGACAACCUCGACACCGACUGCAGAGAGACCCACGAACAGAUCCCUUCGGUCCCUGUCUCGGCCGAGGAGCUCGCGGCCUCCGGCGUCCUCUACUGGAAACUCAAGGACGAGAACUUUGAGGCCCAGAUUGACAAAAUCUGCGAGGACCGCAACUACAAGAACCGCGACCAGAUUACUGUCUCCAAGGAAGGUUUGGGCGAUUUGUUCGACGCCAAGAUCAAGACCUUCUUUGCCGAGCAUUUGCACGAGGACGAGGAGAUUCGCGCCAUCUUGGAGGGAACUGGAUACUUUGACAUCAGAGAUAAGGACGAUCGCUGGGUCAGAAUCAAGGUUGAGGCUGGAGACUUGAUCGUCUUGCCCGCCGGAAUCUACCACCGCUUCACCCUUGAUACCAACAACUACCUCAAGGCCAUGCGUCUCUUCAAGGAGGACCCUGUCUGGACCCCUCUCAACCGUCCUUGUGAUGAGAACUCUUACCGUAAGGCAUACCUCCAAGCCAUCGCAACCAACUAA
Messenger RNA from Linnemannia hyalina, 531 nucleotides. The record is from the annotation of a GenBank genome assembly. Lineage: Eukaryota; Fungi; Mortierellomycota; Mortierellomycetes; Mortierellales; Mortierellaceae.